Fusarium oxysporum Fo47 is the source of this 1411-nucleotide messenger RNA. RefSeq names its product Alpha/Beta hydrolase protein. The record is from RefSeq and is a predicted model, not a curated record. The transcript has a single exon. Lineage: Eukaryota; Fungi; Ascomycota; Sordariomycetes; Hypocreales; Nectriaceae. The coding region runs from base 1 to 1308 and encodes 435 amino acids.
AUGAAGACAUCUUAUUUCUCUUCUCUCUGCACGCUUCUAUCUCUUCUCAACGCAGGAGCCGUAAGGGCCAAGGAAAAGGAGAACCCCAUUCUUUUCCUCAGCGAAGAUGACAGCUUCAACUUUGACAUCCUCACUGGACUUGGUCAAAUGGCCAACGACGGCGCAGACGUCAAUCCCGUUCUGAGCGCCGCCAAAAAGAUCAUCCCAGGCGAUUUUGAAAGCUAUAUUAAAUCAUGGUUCGAUCUUGCAAACAAUACCAAGACCCAAGCUCUUGACCCCAAGGUUGCAUACGAUCCUAUCAAUGUCAGGGCAACUUGGUUCUCUGUGUCGAACUAUUUCCGCCGUGCUGAUGCUUACAAUCGUGCUAAUUGGGAUGAUCCUCGCAUCAACGAUUAUUGGGAUGAGCAGCGUGCUGCUUUUGAUAAAGCUAUUGCUGCUUUGCCUGUUCCAGCUGAGAGAGUUGAGAUUCCUGCUGGUGAUUUCAACGUCUCUGGAAUCUGGUAUUCUCAGCCUAUCAAGAAUAACCAGACAAAGCUACUUCCUACUCUCAUGCUUACUCAGGGUUUUGAUGCCGCUCAAGAGGAUCUGUACUCAACUGUCGUCGCUCCAGCCCUUGCUCGCGGAUAUAACAUCUUCUCUUUUGAAGGUCCAGGUCAGCCAACUGUUCGCCGAGAACAAGGUGUCGGCUUCAUUCCGGACUGGGAACGAGUCGUUACUCCCGUCGUCGACUAUCUGCUCUCUCAAAAGUCUUCCUUCAUUGACCCCAAGAAGCUGGUUCUUUAUGGACACUCUUUCGGGGGCUAUCUUGCCGCUCGUGCAGCUGCAUUCGAACCUCGACUAACUGCCCUGAUGUUGAACGGUGGUAUUUGGGACGCAUACACUGGAUACGCCGCUCAUUUAACCCCAGAGCUUCGCAAGCUUCUCGAGACAGGUGAUAAGGAAGCAUUCGACAAGGCCAUGAGCAAAAUCCACGACGAUCCAGAUAUCCCUACCACUACCAAAUGGGGCAUCCUGCAGGGUCUCUGGUGCUUCAAAACCAAAUCCCCUUACGAAUUCUUCCAGUUGACCAAGAGCUAUAAUCUGCGAGGCGGUAUCACAGACCGUAUCCAGAUGCCAGUUUGGAUUGCCGACGGAGAAUUCGAAACACUUCAGUCUGGACAGUCUAAGCCAGUUGCAGAAGCUUUGGGAGACCGUGCUGAACUUCACAUGUUUAAUGGUACUGCUGGAUAUCACUGUCAAACUGGUGCUCCUCAGGAGUUUGGUCGAGUGAUUUUUGCGUGGUUGGACAAGAUCUUGAAUAAGAAUUAGGUGCCAUCGUGGGCAUAAUAGUGGCAGACUAGUGAGUAGUGGAGGACAGCAUGAUACCAUGCACUCAGAUACAACUAUCGAUGCCCAGCUCCCUCACCAAUUC